This is a messenger RNA of Anolis carolinensis (green anole), 8600 nucleotides long. RefSeq names its product SMC5-SMC6 complex localization factor 2 (gene slf2). The coding region runs from base 114 to 3680 and encodes 1188 amino acids. Lineage: Eukaryota; Metazoa; Chordata; Lepidosauria; Squamata; Anolidae. Gene Ontology annotation, cellular component: nucleus; site of double-strand break. The transcript has 22 exons. The record is from RefSeq and is a predicted model, not a curated record. Gene Ontology annotation, biological process: DNA damage response; positive regulation of double-strand break repair; protein localization to site of double-strand break.
UUUAAGCCCUUCGCUCCUCUCAUUUACGCGAUGGAGUGCGGAAGGCGCGGAGCUUUCGUUUUCCCUCCGACGGAAACCCGAGGUUUACUCAAAAGGCGGCGAAAUUUGGGGGCAUGACGCAGUACCUCAGCGGCAGCGCUGGCGGCGGGGCAAAUGGUGGCGACCCUGACAGUUCUUCCCUGAGUACCGCUGGGCGCCAUUGCCGAACGGUGGGCCGAGAAGGCAAGGCUGGCAGAAACCAGUGCAUUACUGACUACUUCAAACUAACUGUAAAACAAGACAGGAAUGUGUUGUCUUCUCCGGAAAAAAGAAAUGGGAAAGACGGACUUGAAGUUGCACGUACUGAACAACUUAGACAAAACAUGUGCUCUCCAAAGCAAAAUCGAAGAAAAAAGUUCCAACCCCCUCCGCCAAAUAGGAGCCCUAUAAUUGAAGCCCUUUUCAGAGGUGCUAAGUCCGAGAAAAAGGACAAUCCAGAUGUUUCAACAAAGACUGUGCAUUCAAAUACUGUGGUUCGGAAACUUUUUGUGCUGAAUGACUCAUGUGAUCAGUCUUUAAUGUUAAGAGAUAAUACUUGCACAGAAAACCCUGAAACCCAGAUAUGCCCAAUUCGAACAAGAUCACCAUUAGCAGAUAAUGGUCGAGAAUGUAAAAAGGACUAUGUAGGUCUAGAAUUGAUUGGUUCAGAGCUGAACAAAUCCAUAUCAGAAAAUGACAGUUUGAAAAAGAGUGGUACAUCUUGGUGUCAGCAAACAGUAUUUUCCAAGGCAACGCAACCAGGCUCAAUUAGUUCGUCCUCCCGGUUAUCCGUAGAAACUCUUUGCAGAGAAAUACAAGUAAAGGAAAAAAAGGUACUAUCUACGCAGCAAUCUUUUGAUUCUGUAAAGAAAUCCUUAGGAAGUAACUUUCCCAACCAGGACACAAGAGAUAUUUUGAGAGAAAGAUCGUGCUUCACAUCGCAGGAAUCUUACUCAGAAAAAAGAAAUGGGAAAGGUGGCCUUUCAGUUGCCUCUACAGAACAUCUUAGAAGACACAUGUGCACUCCAAAACAAAAAAGAAGAAAAUUGCUGUCUUCUCCAUCAAACAGGAGCCCUAAAAUUGAAACCCUUUUCAGAGGUGCUAAAUCAGAAAAAAGGGGCCAUCCAGAUAAUGGUGUUCAUAUUUCAACAAAGCCUGUCCAUCGAAAUACUGUGGACACAAGAGAUAUCUUGAGAGACAGAUCAUGCUUCUCUUCACAGAAAUCUUCCUCAGAUGAGUCAUUGUCAACACAUGUGUCAAAAGCUGUGUUAUGUUCAAGGCGGACUUCUGAUAAAAUUACCAAUAGAGAAAAAAGCCAGUCGUGUCCCUCAGUAUACAUCAAUUCUACAAAUGUAUCAAUAUCCAAACAUAAAGAGUUCCCUGAGAAACAGAAACGGCGCUCUUUGAAAAGCAGCUUGAAAAAAUUGGAGAAGCCCAUGAGACAAAACUAUAGUGUUAGUAGUUCACUGGAAAAGCAUAAAUCUAACUAUUCACAACACAGAAUAUAUUCUGAUGAUGCAGCACUAGAGGGUAUGAAGUCAUUUGACAACAACUUGCCUUUUUUAGUAGGAUGUUGUGAAAAAGGUGGUGAUAGGAAUUGCUUAACAGACAAAAAUGGACAAAUCCAAAUUGGAGAUGCCAAAAAAGCUCAUAAGAAUUAUGUUUCUUAUACUUUCGAUAAUUCACCUCUUCUUUCGACAUCAUACCACAAUUCUUUAAAAGGAAAAGCAGAACAGACUGAAAACAAUACUUCUGCCUUGUCUUCAGAAAAUACCAACCAGCUUGUGUCAUCUUUAGAAGGUGGCAACAGUGUUCCAUUGUCAGAAAGUUGUCAGCCUGUCACUACCAAUGAAUCUUCAUACAACUUACACAAAUUGAACAUUGAAGCUUCUAGUUUAAAGGCAGGUGCACCAAGUAGAAAACGAAGUGUUUCUAAUAGUGAAAAAGAAAUCACUGACUGCAGUCUAGAUAGUAGUGAUGAAGAGAUACUACCGCCACUUGAGAAAAUACUGGCUCAGGGUUUCACAUGUGGAAAAAGUCCAGAACAAAUAUAUGAUGAGGAUAAUACAACGGACACUCUGAUUUUGUCACAUAGUGUUACUUGUUCCACACCUUCUGUGGAGACUAAUGUCUCCUAUUUGAAUCGCCUUUUGGAGGAGAAGGAAGAAUUUAGUAGGAUAGAAGAACUAGAACAACAGCUACAGCAAGUCAAAGGGGACACUGAAAAAAAUUAUCUACUCAAAGAACAAUCUAAUGAUGUUGAAUUGCUUGCUGAACACAGGGAGAUUUUAGAGAAAUAUUCAAUCGUUGAUGGUAUUCCUGACCAACAUCCAGGUGAAAAUAUAUUCCAGGUAGCACAUGCUGGGAAAAUCUUCAAUCAACAUAAUCUUGAUCUUAGGAACUUUGGAUUUCAUCCCCAAAAUCCUAUUGAAAAAUACAUUUUUAGGUCAGGGAUAACACAGCAGCUUUUUGUAAUCAGUGAAGGCAUACUGGUGUCUGCUUACCAUACCUCUCCUUGUCCUGUUCCAAUGAUAAAGUGGAUGUUUCAGAUGAUGUUGGUUCAUUCAGACUGCUCCGUUUCAAGGAAGAUCUUACAAACAUUGAUGGCUUUAACAAUUCGAAAUGCUUCUUUUGGCAGUGAGGAACCAGCAAUAUGGAUUCCAUCACUAUUCGAUAUAGCAGUUGUGUUGAUCAACUUGGGUAUACCAUUCAACGAACUAUUUCCUCUCCGUGAUUUUCAGCCUAGUUUUACAGAAGACCAUAUAAGGUCUGAAAUUCCUGAAACAGUGACUCAACAAUCAAGAGGAGACAUUUUUGGAGACCCGUUUCCUUUCUUUUUUCUGGUAGAUGUCAACCUUUGCAAUAUGGCUAAGUUUCUACAAUUAUGUAUAAGCAUAUGCAAUGACGGUUACACGCAGAAAGAAAUAUUUAUCUUGCUACUAUUGUUGUUUAAACUGAGUUUGGAAAAACAGAUGAAACAAUUUGCCCUAGUAGAUUUGCAGUGCCUUAUUGUAAAACUAUUGGAAAGCAUAGAAAAAUGGAAGACAAAGAUGCCUGAGUUAUGCUUGGCAAUAAGUUGCUUAUCUAGCCACCAUCACAAUCUUUUGCAUUUGAUCCAGUUUGUCCCCAACUGGACGGAACGAGGAAGAGAAGUAAGAAGACAUCUUAGCUUGGUGGUGCUAUCAAAGCUUCUUGAAAACCAUGUGAACAUACCCAGUAGUCAUGACCAACAGAUGUCACUUCUAUGCAAGGAGCUGGUCAUGAUGAAACCUUCAAAUUUGGUAAAGAAGCUCUUGGCAACAUCAGCUGCUGCUGAUGCUGAACUUAGUAAUGCAUCUUUUAUUUCUAAAUUUGAACCCAAGGCAUAUUAUUUGGUUUAUGUUCUUCUUCACUUAGUCAGAGAAGCUAGCAAUUUUGAGAGCACAAACCUCAGUCAAAAAAAAUGGCUGUUGAAACUCAGUAGUAUCUUGGAAAAAAACAUAAAAUGUGACAUUAGGGAAAAUGCCAGGCUAUUUUAUAAAACGAAGGUUAAAGAUUUGGUUGCAAGAACAUACAGCAAGUGGCAGCAAAUGAUAAACAGUUCUCAGCUUAUUCAGGGCAUGAUCCAUGAUUUUGUGGUCCCAAAUGCUGAACAAGGUACAUCAGAACAUCAAAGUGAAUGAAGUGGUCACAGAAAUAUGAGCUUGCAGACUCUGUAAUCAAAAAAGAAGAAACCUUCUAAUCAGACAUCACUUUCAUAUAGAUCAAUGUUACCUUCACAUUUUCCUCUUUCUCCAGUACCUUAAUUGACUAACAGUGACAAUGAGGCCUUAAAAUUCUUAUAACUACUCUUAUAUCUCUAUUGUUCUUUGAUAAAAUAUAGGAUUUCCUACAAAGUUUAUAGGGAUGUAAGCUCUCAAAUUAUUCCCGUCUAGCAUAACUACUGAUAAUUCUUAAAGGAAACUGAAACCAAGUUGUGAUCAAAUGGUUGAUUGUACAAUUGAGCUACAUGCCCAUGCACAUUUGGAAGGAGGUUUUUUUUAUACCAUGGGGGCUUAAAUUUCAUGCUAUGUGAGGCUGAAAAACUCUUUUGUAGAUACAUUUAAUAAAGAGAGCUGUGAACAAUUUUUGAGCCCAGUUUUAACGUUCAAGGACAUUUAAUAAGAUUCAUAAUAGUUCAUACUUUUGUGUUCAACUAAGCAUAACAUGCUAAUUUGAAAUACCACUAUUGGUUAUAGUCUAGAGGGUUGUUUAUAUGGAAAUGUACAUAAAUCUAAUUUCAGAGAAAUUUAUUCUCUAGUGUCUGGUCAUCCCAUUAUGGGCUAAACCUAUUAUAAAUUUCUGUGAAUAUUUCAUAGGCAAUUCCCAGCCUUAUUCUAGUUAAUAUAAUAUACAAAUAGUAGAGAUUUAUGUUUCCUAAUUUAACCUCUAUAUGUUACUUUUUGCAUAAUUUUAUAUUUAAACACUUGCACUGCCAUACCUGUGAAUAAACAUAAAAAUAUGGAAGCCAUAACAGAAAUUUGGUAUAAUGAUGUAGAUGUAAUAUAAGUCUAAAAUAUUUGAUUUUUACACGAAGAAACUUUUGGCACUGAAUUUAAAUCAGGUUAUCAAUUUAAAAGAUAAAUAGAUUGAUAAAUCAAGAGGAACAAAAUAAUUUGCUAUUAUUCAAUAAUACUGCUUUAUGCUGUUAAAUUAAUGGAAGAGUUUCCAUUGAUGUCAGCUGGAGAUGGUUUAUAUCCCUAGUGUAUUGAAAACAUUUCAUUUUUUCAGUAAUGUUAAGUUUUUUUCUUAAUCCCAACAUACUGCAAAUUGAGUGGGAAAUACUACCUCAAAGGGGAUGGGUUUCUUGUUUCUUUUAAAGACUUGGGUAGAUUUUACUUGUGAGACAUUCCAGAGAACAAUGAUGUAAAAAGCACUUUUCCUUUGAAGGGGUUAUUAAUUUCCCCUCUUCUAGUUGAAGUACCUUUGCACAACAAUGAAAGUUUCUCUAGAAAGAAGGUCCUUUAACUUGAAGGAGAAGCAUUUCUAGUAAUGAGCUACAUGACAAAGCACUGGUAUGCCUGCCUGCACAUCAUGAACAGCUUUCUGGGUCUUGGUUGUUUUUUAAAGUCCUUUAUUUAUCUUAACUUUCAUUAUAACCUUGUGUAACUUUUUCAUUUAAAAAAACCUUUCUUACAUAAAAAGUGCACAAUGUGCAACUCUAAUGAAAAUUUCCUGUGUUUGUGUAUUUUGUGAAGAGAUGCUGAUUGAGUAUACUUUAUUCAAAAUGCUUGGGGGAAGAAAUACUUUACAUUUUAGACUUUUUCAGAUUUUAGAAUACCUGUAAUUAUUAAUCAGCCCUCCACAUUUGCUGUGAAAGUAAAAAACCAUGAAUAAAAAUUGCAUUUUUUUAAACUUGAGAGAACAUCUCUAGGAAUUUCUAGGUCUUCCAGUAUGGUUGUUUGAUUGACUUCCAAUGGAAACAGACCAUGGAAUUGCACUGAAGGAUCUUGAGAUUCUGAGAGAGGUAACCAUGAGAGUCAUACUGGAAGACCUAGGGAGUUCUAGAGAGAACAUUUUAAUCAAAUCCAUGAAUAAUUAAAUCUGCAAACGUCAAAGUUGCUAAUGUGGAGGGACAACACGCAUGCUACCUCCUACCAUUUCACUCAUCUCUAGUCUUGCAUCUCAUUUGUUUGCUGCUUUUGUGUAGCUACAGUGGUGCCUUGUGAUAACUGGCUGUGAAGGGGGCAUUGGGUGAGAGUGGGAGGAGAAGGAAGAAGGAAAGGAGUUGUUGGGGAGCUCCUCCACCCUCCUUAGGUUGGGGGAGCACCCAAUAUCCUGUCAACUCGGUGUAGCGAGUUCGCUCACCAUUUUGCAGACAAAGUCGCUCAGAUUCGUUCCGACUUAGAUGCCGGCCUUGAUGCAUUGCCAGGUGAGGUAACCGAGGCAUCUGUCUUUUGGAUCUUGUGGGAUUCGUUUCAGCUUGUGCAACCUGAUGAUGUGGACAAGAUUCUUGGAGCGGUGAGGGCGACCACCUGUGCCCUUGACCCUUGCCCAUCUUGGCUCUUAAAACAAGCCAGUGGAGGGCUAGUUGAUUGGUUUGUGGGAAUAAUCAAUGCCUCUUUGGAGCAGGGUAUAUUUCCAUCUGGCCUAAAACAAGCUGUGGUGAGGCCUGUCUUGAAGAAAGCCUCCUUGGAUUCGGCUAACCUCAGUAACUACAGACCAAUCUCUAACCUUCCAUUUUUGGGCAAGGUCUUGGAGCGGGUGGUUGCUUCCCAGCUUCAGGGAUUUUUGGAAGAUGCGGAUUUUCUGGACCAAUCGCAGUCUGGUUUCAGACCUGGCUACAGUACCGAGACUUCUUUGGUCGCCUUGGUGGACGACCUCCGCAGAGAGCUGGACAGGGGGAGUGUGACCCUGCUGGUUCUCUUGAACAUCUCAGCGGCUUUCGAUACCAUCGACCAUGGUAUCCUUCUGGGAUGGCUAUCUGGGAUGGGCCUUGGGGGUACUGCAUUGCAGUGGCUCCAGUCCUUCCUGGAGGUCCGUUCCCAGUUGGUGAAGCUGGGGGACACCUGCUCGGACCCCUGGCCAUUGACCUGUGGGGUCCCGCAAGGUUCCAUUUUGUCCCCCAUGCUUUUUAAUAUCUACAUGAAACCGCUGGGUGAGGUCAUCCGGAGUUUUGGAGUGCGGUGCCAUCUCUACGCGGAUGACAACCAACUCUACUACUCUUUUCCACCUAAUUCCAAGGAAGCCCCUCGGAUACUGGACCAGUGUCUGGCCGCUGUAUUGGCCUGGAUGAGGGUGAACAAGCUGAGACUUAAUCCUGACAAGACAGAGGUCCUCCAGGUCAGUCAUACGUCUGAUCGGGGUAUUGGGUGGCAACCUGUGCUUGACGGGGUUGUACUCCCCCUGAAGGCGCAGGUCCGCAGCUUGGGGGUCCUCCUGAACUCUGCGCUGACACUUGAGGCUCAGGUGUCGGCCGUGGCUGGGAGGGCCUUUGCACAAUUAAAACUUGUGCGCCAGCUGCGACCAUACCUCGAGAAGUCUGAUCUGACCAUGGUGGUCAACGCUUUAGUUACCUCUAGACUGGACUAUUGCAAUGCGCUCUACGUGGGGCUGCCUUUGAAGACAGCUCGGAAACUACAAUUAGUACAACGCUUGGCAGCCAGAUUUCUAACUGGGGCAGAUUACAGGGCGCGUUCAACGCCUCUGUUUAAAGAGCUCCACUGGCUGCCAUUUACUUUCCGAGCCCAAUUCAAGGUGCAGGUUAUUACCUACAAAGCCCUAAACGGUUUGGGACCCACCUACCUUCGAGACCGCAUUUCCCCCUACGAACCUGCAUGAUCUCUUCGCUCGUUGGGGGAGGCCCUCCUCUCGCUUCCACCACCUUUACAGUCGCGAUUGGUGGGGACGAGGGAGAGGGCCUUCUCAGUCGUGGCCCUGCUGUGGAACUCACUCCCCAGGGAGAUUAGGCAGGCCCCCACCCUACUUUCAGGAAGAGCCUGAAAACUUGGCUCUUCCAGAAGGCCUUUGUUGAUUGAUCCCUGUGGGAUCGUGUUACUUACCUGCCAAGCAGUAGACCCUCUGGAUUGUUUUCAGGAUUCACUCAGCACUUUAAGUAUUACUCCUGCUGUGUAUUAUCCCUCCCUGAUAAUUCGACAUUGUUUUGCACCUUGGCCUGGUUCUUUUGACCCACAUUGUGAUUUUAAUAUUAUUUUGUAUAUUAAUUUUCUAUGACUGUUUUUUAAUCAUGUUGUAGUUUUAUUGGUUGUUGAUUUGUUUAAUGUUUUUUAUUUGACUUGUAUUGUUGUACCCGGGCAUGGCCCCAUGUAAGCCGCCCUGAGUCCCCUUGGGGUGAUGGGGCGGGAUAUAAGAAUAAAAUUAUUAUUAUUAUUAUUAUUAUUAUUAUUAUUAUUAUUAUUAUUAUUAUUAUUAUUAUAAGGAGAGAAGAAAGAAGAUUAAGUGGGUGGAAUAGAGAAAGAAAGGCCAGGCCAACUUGAGCUGACACAACAAGAACAAUCAAGAGCUAGAAGUGAAGCCCAAUUCUCCAACCCCAGAAAAAUAACAUAGAAGAAGAAGAAAAAGGAAUCCUCCUAAUGGAAUACUCGCAUCCCCUGCAGAAAAGGGGGCGCGGGGGGGGGGGGGAAGAAUGGUGGGAAAUGAAGAGGAAGAAGAGAGGGAGCCCCAUUGCUACCUCCCGUGCCAGCCACUGCCAAAACAAAAAGGGUAGGAAGGGGGAAAUGGGAGGGAGGACCAAACCUAUGCCUCCUGUCAUUUCACAAAUCAGUCUUUUGCUAAUCUCUCCAUCUCCCGCUUUGUGUCUCAUUCAUUCACUACUUGUGUUGUGUAUUAGAUGAGAAGUUGGAGAGAGGCUGAGGAUCUGAAACAUGAAUGAACUGGAAUGCAGCUGCUGCCACAUCAAAAGCAAAAGUCGGCAGCUGGCAGUAAAAAGGUUAGGAUGGGCGGGGGUGUGUGUGUGAAUUGGAUAAGAGAUGUAACCUGUACUUGUAUUGCUUUGAAAGUACAAGUAUGUGUAUUUGCUUUGCUUGAUGCUACAAAAAUUUCAAUAUAAACACAUUUUAAAUGUAAUUAAACUAAAUGCAAGAAUAAAAUAUAUAAUUAUACAA